Acaromyces ingoldii is the source of this 817-nucleotide messenger RNA. RefSeq lists its product as hypothetical. Bases 107 to 772 code for a protein of 221 amino acids. The transcript has 2 exons. NCBI's taxonomy places the organism in Eukaryota, Fungi, Basidiomycota, Exobasidiomycetes, Exobasidiales, Cryptobasidiaceae. The record is from RefSeq and is a predicted model, not a curated record.
CGAAGAGCUACGGGACGCCCGAAAGGAGAGUAACAAGACUGGAAAGCUGCGAACGAUUUUCGAUGUCGAGCUUUGUGAGCUGGUCGGCGCACGUGUGCGUAGCAGAAUGCACGCCAUUGUGCGUCUGCUUUUCGGCUCACGAGGGAUCCGAUCAUCCAAAGUUUUCUACCCAUCGCACCGCGUACGCUUCCCACAGAACGUCAGCAUCUCUGGUGUGACAGUACAAUGGGCCACAUUGAUCAUCACCUCGCCUUCUCUGCCUGGCGAUGUGGAGGAACAAGACAAUGUUGCACAAUCUCAGGCACUUCUCGGCGAUUUAGCUAAGGCUGACGAGGAGCUCUUCGCAAAGCUCUUUGAACCAUCUGAGGACGCGGAGGUGUUGCUCGACAAGGUCCUGUGUGCACUGGAAGCACGAGGUGGCUUUUGGACAGCUGCUGCACAUCGGUCACGUCCUCAUCCGCGCAACUUGCAUCCUGACAAGCGGCCCGAAUUUAUGGUCCAGGGUGUUUUUCCAAAGCCUUUCCUAGAUCGAUGUCUCCGAUACAGGGGGGCAAGCCACUGUGUUUUGCCCAACGACAUUGACUCGGAGGAUCGCGCAUCACUGAUUACGGCAACCUCAGCACAGCAAAGCGCAAUUCUGCAAGAAGCGAAUCGGGACAACCUUCAAGGCUUCAGCAUUGGCGUCACGCUCGAGCCAAUCAAUACAGGCUUACCAUGGGAGUCGUCUGGAGUUGGCGUAAUGGCGGGUGCAGCAGCAGCUGGUGGAAUGUGAUGAUCUAGCGGUUGCAGGGAAGCAAUUUUUCCGCGAUUCUGCCUU